Molecule: messenger RNA, 2737 nt
Organism: Xenopus tropicalis (tropical clawed frog)
Lineage: Eukaryota; Metazoa; Chordata; Amphibia; Anura; Pipidae
Product: apolipoprotein L6
Exons: 3
Coding region: 941-1861 (306 amino acids)
Biological process (GO): lipoprotein metabolic process; lipid transport
Cellular component (GO): extracellular region
Molecular function (GO): lipid binding
Source: RefSeq, a predicted model, not a curated record
UAAGGCUGGGAGCGGGCGGGUUAGGCCUUGGGUUCGGUCGAGUAAAACUCAACCCACACAUCACUAACAGAGUAUGCUCUGAAGAUAAGAAGGGAAAAGUUGUUUUGCACAAAGUGAUUAUUUAUUUAUGAAAAUGGAUAUGCUAUAGAGGAGUCUACAGCAGAUUAUAUGAGUCACAUAUCAUGUGUUUAAUAAUAAAACAUGCUUGGGGUUGCUAUGGAAUAUACGCCAAAAACCUUAUCUUUAUAUUUGUUAGAUUCAGGCUGAAGGCAUGUGUAAAGAUUGGUUGCCAGUGAUAAUUCUCCUCUACCGCAGACAAGUAAUCCUCUGAAAAGGUUUAGCAAUUUCUCCAGAGAAAGUCCUAGUCAUGUUUUCCCCUAUUUUCAGCAUGGCUUAUAGUGGCACCUUGGAUUGGCUUAUUCUCUUGGAAUCAGAACAGUCUCCAGCCAGUUUCCUACAGCUUUAUAUUCCAAACACUGUUACCCAGUCCUAUGUCCACCUUGUUUCUACAGCACAGGGAUUUACUGACACCCAUAAUCCUGUUGGGAGCUUGACACAUCUUCCCUCAUCACAGCCAUACAUUUCCUAAAAUCCUGUGUCAGGCUCUCCCUGUACUUCAGCAGUUCUGCAGGGGCAGUGGUGGCUUGGAGGUUUGUGCUGUUAUACAGGCCAUGGCAUCUGCCCUAAAGAGGCAGAGAGGGCAAAAAAGGGGACCAGAACAUAAAAGAGAAACCAUGAAGUUUGAAGCUGGCUUUACUAUUUGUAACAUCUAUAUUUGUCUUAGUCUGCCAAAUUUACAGUGCAUUCCAAUCAUUCCCAUUAAUACAUUAAAGUGAUGCCCUGCUGUAGCAACACCCAGUAAUUCUAUUAAGUAAUUUCUCUUUUGAGAACAAAUAACCCUGCAUCCUAUUCUAUAUUUUAGGGUUUUCUUAGAAAAAAAAUGUCAGAAGAACAAAGCCUUCUGGAUUUGUCUCAUUUCAUGGAAGGAGAAAUGGAACCGUUUCCUGAAAAAUAUUGUAACCUUUCUGAAAAUGUCAAAUUGCAAUGCAAAGACUUAGAAGAGAAGUUGAAAACAUUUGUAAAAGAACUUGGGGAGGUCCAGGAAACUUUGCCAAAAUCGGUAGAGGAAUGCGUUAAAGAACUUCGCAGCAUUGCAGAUGGCAUUGAUACAUUUCACAAGAAUGCCACCAUAGCCAGCGUCGUCGGAAGCUCAUUUGGGAUAGCGGGUGGAAUCACCACCAUUGUAGGCCUUGCUUUGGCUCCUGUUACCUUUGGAGCAUCUCUGAUUGUGACCCUGGUUGGUGUGGGAGUUGCUACUGCUGGGGGAAUCACUGGGGCUGCAUCUUCUAUCGCAGAUACUGCUAAUAUACGCAUAAAGGGCAAGAGAGUCGAGGAGAUUAUACAGAUAGUCCAGUCGGACAUAGCACACUUGGAAAAGCUUCUGAAAUCCAUUAAUACUCACAUUGAGGACAUGAAAAGGCUGAUGGGUGUAAAAGAUGCUGAUAUUGCGAGAGUCAGUGUAAGAGGAGUCUUUGCCGCAGUUGAGAUCACACGGCUGGCUCAGCUGGCCAGUAUAUCAACUACUGCUGCAAGAGCAGCCCAGAUAGCAGCUCAGGGAGCCAAGGCCGCAAUAGCUGUAUCUGGAGUCUUAGCAGCACUGUUUAUAUUUGUGGACAUUGCAUUUGUUGCAAAGGGAGCAAAAGAUCUGAAAGACGGGGCUAAAGCUGAGCAAGCAAAAAAAAUCCGAGAUGUUGCUGAUGAGCUGGAGACUGAGUUUGAAAAGCUACAAGCUGCUGCGCUUGAAGUGCAAAAUGGUUUUUCAUUUGUGUACUACAAUAAAGGAUCUUUAGCUCUCAUGUAACAUUUAAAACACAGAUAUGAUAUUAUGUAGCAGGCUGUAUAUGUACAAAAACAUACAAAAAUACACAUCUGUAGGCACAAUUGUACAGGCUUAGUCCCAGCAUUGAUCACACAUGUAAUAUUAAGUAGCAGGCUGUAUAUGUACAAAAACCAUACAAAUACUCGAAAGGCAUGUUAUUUACCAUACUGGAGCUCAGGUAGGGUGGGAAUUUACCAACUGACACAUUAGUUAUGUGGUGCAGUGAUCUAUAAUUUGCCUUAGCAAUUUUUAAUACCGUAUAUUUGCAUGGGGUAUUUCUGAUUAUGUACAUGGGUGGUAUUCAAUCAUCUUUGAAACAAAGGAGCUGCUGUAUCUUAGCAAGUACUAGCAUUGUGCCAAGCAAAUUGAAUUUAAAGGAGAAGUAAAGUGUAAAUCAUUGGGGGGUACCGAAUGUAAGUGAUUGCAAUAACUAGCCUAAUACCCCAGGCCAGUGCUCCUCUAAACAAAAAACUGCACCAUUCCAGGUUAUUUUUCAAUAAGCACCAUACUGCGAUCUUUCUGCUCUUUCCUUCUCCGCGCCUGUGCACAUACAACUGAGUGAAAGGCUGAAAUUUAACAAAAAUCUAGCUUUUCCAAACUACUGCACAUGCAUUGACCUUGGGGUACUGAAGAAAGAAAAAUCUGGAUGAAGAGGAUCACUCCAUGGUGCUCGCUAAAAAGUACCAGGAACACAGGCCUGGGUAUCAGGUAAGUGAUAAUAACAUUAAUCAGUUAUCCCCCCAGGGAUUUUACCUUUCCUUCUCCACUGAGGUGAGUCUGUUUAGGACUGUAAAGCUGGCCAUACACAGGCAGUUCCUACGGGUGGGCGAUAUCGGGGAGGCAUGUAGGCAAAUUAGA